This is a messenger RNA of Capsella rubella, 1533 nucleotides long. RefSeq names its product dof zinc finger protein DOF1.1. The record is from RefSeq and is a predicted model, not a curated record. NCBI's taxonomy places the organism in Eukaryota, Viridiplantae, Streptophyta, Magnoliopsida, Brassicales, Brassicaceae. Gene Ontology annotation, biological process: regulation of DNA-templated transcription. Gene Ontology annotation, molecular function: DNA binding; DNA-binding transcription factor activity. The coding region runs from base 190 to 1203 and encodes 337 amino acids. The transcript is spliced from 2 exons.
UCACUUUCCUUUCUGAUUUUGUGCUCUCUUCGCAUUGCUCUUUGGUCGUCUUGCUUCCUCUCUUUCGUUUUGCCUUUCCUUUAUUUUGGUUUGAUUCCCCCACCUAAGUUAUUUUUUUUGCCUUGGAGUGAGUUCUUUCUUUCCCCUAAAGAUCCAUCAAACUUUAUUAAAGAAAGUUAGAAGAACAAUAUGGCUUUCUCAUCUAAUUGGUCGCAGCCUACGAAUUCGAAUCAUCAUCAUCAGCACCAGCUUCACGAAAAUGGAAGUAUAGUUGGUGGCCACGGACUACUCUCUCACCAACUUCCACCUCUCCAAGCAAACCCUAACCCUAACCACCACCAUGUCGCUGCCUCUGCUGGCCUUCCGGCAAGGAUGGGUGGAUCGAUGGCGGAGAGAGCGAGGCAGGCCAAAAUACCUCCGCCUGACGGACCCUUAAAGUGUCCUCGAUGUGACUCCAGCAACACUAAGUUCUGUUACUACAACAACUAUAACCUCACUCAGCCUCGUCACUUCUGCAAAGGUUGCCGUCGCUACUGGACAAAAGGCGGCGCUCUGAGGAACGUCCCUGUCGGUGGAGGCUGCCGUAAGAAUAACAAGAAGGGCAAAAAUGGAAAUUCAAAAUCUUCUUCGUCGUCGUCCAAACAGUCUUCCGGGGUCAACGCUCCAAGUCCAAGCUCAGGACAGCUAAGGACAAAUCAUCAGUUCCCGUUUUCACCAACACUUUACAACCUCACUCACCUCGGAGGUAUUGGUUUGAACUUAGCAGCUACUAAUGGCAACAACCAAGCUCACCAGAUCGGUUCGAGUUUGAUGAAUGAUCUAGGGUUUCUUCAUGUCGGAAAUGGACGAAAUACUUCAGGUCAGAUUACUGGAAACAUUCAUGACAACAACAACAACAACGAAAACAACCUAAUGACAUCUGUCGGAUCACUGAGUCACUUCACCCUCUUCGAUCCAACAACGGGGUUAUACCCUUUCCCGAACGAGGGUAAUAUCGGAAACAACGUCGGGAUAUCUUGUUCCUCUACUUCUAUGGUUGAUUCUAGGGCUUACCAGACGCCUCCGGUGAAGAUGGAAGAACAACCAAAUCAGCUGGCUAACUUAUCUAGACCGGCCUCCGGCUUGACGUCUCCGGGGAAUCAAACAAAUCAGUACUUUUGGCCCAGUUCGGAUUUCUCGGGUCCUUCUAAUGAACUCUUAUGAGAUUUUGUCGGAUCACUAGUGUAUGUUACGACGUGGAGAUUGACUUAAACUACUACGGACGGUCAGGACUAAAUGCAUGCAGCCAGUGUGUUGGGGACGAUGAUCGUCGAGAACAAAACUAAAAGGUAUCUUAACUAGCAAUUUGUGGUUUUACAACUUAAAAUCGAUACUUAUAUUCAUAUAAUCCCGUGUGUCAUUAUAAUUUGUUUGUAUUGCGUGAUUUCAUGGUUGAUCUGAUUUUGAAGUUGCUAGCUAUAUCUCGAAUACUUGUGUGUAACAGUCCAAUUUGUAUACUUUUUAAUUUGAAUUUCAUCGAACAUAUAUAUCAUA